AAUGUAAAGCUGUCUGUACAGUUAUGGCGACCCCAAAGAGAAAGCAUGAAAGAACCUUUAGAGUAGAGUUCAACACUUAAGGCAAGUAGACAAGCCAAAGACCUCUUAAGGAUCAGGCUUGAAGAGAAGGGAGAGUUUGGGAAAAGAAAAAAUAAAGAAAAGCUGGAAGAAGGACAAGCCUAAUGGGAGACAAAGCCUCGCUUUAUCUACAAAAGGGGGAAAAGGUUGUUUUUCAAAGUUAAAGAUAAAGCCAUCUGUCAUUUUUGGCCAAGCAUCUCAUGACAAGUCCUUCUGACAAGCACUUAAAGAGUUAAAGGUCAAGAUGAAGUUGAAUGAUGGCCAAGAUUAAAGGAAUCAUACCUGAUCACAUUUGAGGAUGUUCGUGAUGCCGAAGAUGCAUUACAUAAUUUGGACAGAAAAUGGAUUUGUGGACGUCAAAUUGAAAUCCAGUUUGCGCAGGGGGAUCGAAAGACACCAAAUCAAAUGAAAGCGAAGGAAGGAAGGAAUGUAUACAGUUCUUCUCGCUACGAUGAUUAUGACAGAUAUAGACGUUCUAGAAGCCGGAGUUAUGAAAGGAGGCGAUCAAGAAGUCGGUCUUUUGAUUACAACUAUAGAAGAUCUUAUAGUCCUAGAAACAGUAGACCGACUGGAAGACCACGGCGUAGCAGAAGCCAUUCCGACAAUGAUAGAUUCAAACACCGAAAUCGAUCUUUUUCAAGAUCUAAAUCCAAUUCAAGAUCACGGUCCAAGUCCCAGCCCAAGAAAGAAAUGAAGGCUAAAUCACGUUCUAGGUCUGCAUCUCACACCAAAACUAGAGGCACCUCUAAAACAGAUUCCAAAACACAUUAUAAGUCUGGCUCAAGAUAUGAAAAGGAAUCAAGGAAAAAAGAACCACCUAGAUCCAAAUCUCAGUCAAGAUCACAGUCUAGGUCUAGGUCAAAAUCUAGAUCAAGGUCUUGGACUAGUCCUAAGUCCAGUGGCCACUAAUAGCUUAAACCAUGAUAUUUUUAGGCAUGUAUCAUUCAUUUACUCAUAGUUUGGUUUACUUAAAUUAUCAGGAAUACAAUGUUGCAAUGAUGCUUAAAAAAAACACACAACACUUGUUAGUUUUCCCUGUACCAGGCAAUGGUUAUAAUUAAAAUGAUAUGCUGUUGAGAAGCCACUCUUAAGAGUCCAGUUUGUUUAAUGUUAAUGGGCAGCUACCAAUUUGUGGUGUCUCUGUAUAUUUUUGUAAAGAUUCUCAUUUUUUUAUGCUUGAAGUAUUGGUGAAAAGAUGUUGGUUGACCAUAAUUUGCAACAUUGUUUUAUUCAAGAUAAACUUUCAUAUCCAUAUUUGGUAGAACUUGUUAACCUAGAAACAUAGCUUGUUAAUAAAAUAGAAUAAUACAAAAGUGAAGUUGUAGCCACAGUACAACACUGACUGCUCAGACACAUUUAGGUUCAGGGUGGACCUUUAAUGUCUUACCAAGAUGUCUAGGCCCAUUAUAAUAUUUUAUUUAUGAAGCAGUGUGGAAUAAAUCGUUCUUUUGUUAUCCCCCACUGCCUUGGGGAAUGAUGCCAACUGGGUUAAGUAGCAUUUACAGGGAAAUUGAGUUUUUGACUGAAAUACAGAGCCUUCACUGCUUUUUUUUUCUGGUUUCUAUGCAGAUUUGAAACAUAAAAAAUAUCAGAACUCACCUUAAAUUUGAGCAGGUCUUUGAUGACAUGAAUAAUUUGAGAGGAAAGAAUGCUGUUUUGUAGUUAUUCUAAAUUUUAAGGAGGAUUGUUGACCAUGAUACUGCUUCGUUUUCUUACUGCUGUUGGAAGCAAGUAAAUUGUUUCAAAGUAGGUUUUGUUUGUGUGUGUGCAUAGUGUAAAAUAAUUGCAAUGCUUCUAGCACUCAGUUGGUUUGUGCAUUUGUAUCAAAAUCUGCCUACCUCUUUAUGAGGGAGGCUUGCUCUUCACACCUCAGUUUAUUUUAUGUGAGGCAAGUUGAAAGACGACACUCCCAUUACUAGGUGAUUCAGUGGUGCCAUGAAAUUUUAAAUAAUUGGGGGAAGGAUUAGUCAGUUUAAAGCAAGAGUCAUAUCUCUUGAGUCUUGAUUGAUUAUCAGUGUACUCACUGGUAAUUAGUACAUUAUUGUACUUGGCAGUACCUGGCUAAAAAUGAAGAAAUGAUACCUUUGGCUAUUUAUCAUUUCUAUUAUUUCUCUGAGAGAUUGUUUUGGGGGCCAUAAAAGUAACUUAAUGACAUGUCCAAUCUCAUUUCAGAAUAAAAGCUAGCUUCUUUAAAAAUCUCAGAUUGCUGGCUUGCAGAUUUAAGUAAGAAAUAUUGUGGGAAAACGAUUCCUUUUAGAGGAUUACUUUUUCGUUUUUUGGUUUUAGUAAUCUAGGCCUGCCUGUAAAGAACAAAAGAUGGUUUUUAAAUACUGUUUGUGGAAUGUGUUCAAAGGAUUGAUUCUAGAACCUUUGUAUAUUUGAUAGUAUUUCUAACUUUCAUUUCUUACUGUUUGCAGUUAAUGUUCAUGUUCUGCUAUGCAAUCAUUUAUAUGCACGUUUCUUUAAUUUUUUUAGAUUUUCCUGGAUGUAUAGUUUAAACAACAAAAAGUCUAUUUAAAACUGUAGCAGUAGUUUGCAGUUCUAGCAAAGAGGAAAGUUGUGGGGUUAAACUUUGUAUUUUCUUUCUUAUAGAAGCUUCUAAAAAGGUAUUUUUAUAUGUUCUUUUUAACAAAUAUUGUGUACAACCUUUAAAACAUCAAUGUUUGGAUCAAAACAAGACCCAGCUUAUUUUCUGCUUGCUGUAAAUUAAGCAAACAUGCUAUAAUAAAAACAAAAUGAAGGAAAUAACGAUUAACUGGAAUUAUUAUAGUUUUGGAUAUGAUUCUAAAAUAACAAUGAAAACAAUCCUUUGUAGAUUUAGGAAUAUUGUUAAUCAGUGUUGCACUAGGCACAAUUAACUUUGACUUUGGAAAGGAUAGACCUUGCCAGAAAUCUACAUCUUUUACAUAGUACUUUAAAAAUCAUUAUGUAACGUCAAAGUUGUUUCAUGAUUGCUCAUUAAGCCUCUUGGAUUAAAUAACUUAGAGGUUAUUCAGUAGUGUUAAGGUACCUGUUAAAAUGAAAUUGGGGGCCAGCUAAUUUAUGUUUUCCUAUUGGAUGGGCCAAUAUUUCUGCUCUCCUCCCUUUCUAAUCAAGAUACAUUUGGUCUUGUGUUUAUGGCAUGAUUUAAAGUACUUUUGCAUUGAAUGUUGGAGAGCAAUUAAGAUGAAGUAAUAACCAUUUGGGGAUAAUGGUUUAGGUAUUUUUUUUUGUUUGAAUUCUAGCUACUUGAUAAUGACAAUAAUUUUAGCUGAUAUUUAUUGAGUAUUUAUGAUGUGCCAGACAUUUUUAAAAACCUUUACAUGUUAACUAAUUUACUCUUCACAAAACCCUAUGAGAAAGAUAUUUUUUUAUUAUCCCCAUAUCACAGAUUAAGGAAACUGAGGCACGGAGACUGUAAAUGGCAGGGCGAGGAUUUGAGCCCAGGCCUAGUCCUUAGUUUUGUUUUCUGUGUGUUUUUUUGAGAGAAUUUAAUAACAAAAAAAAAACCCAUCUCCCAAUAAUAUUAUCAGACCCUAAGUUUUGAUGAGAAACUUACAGUGCAGUAUAAGCACAUUAAUCCCAAAAGUCGAUUCAGAAGAUAGGCCAUUAAAAAUUCUUCUCAGACUCUGAAACUAGGAGGUCGUGUUUUUUUUCACUUGCCUCGCUUAUUUUUAGACUGAAAACAGUUUUCUUGAAAACCUUAUACCCAACAGCUUCAGAAGUACGUAAUUGAACCUAUGAUAGUUAGGAUCCUGUUGGUAUUUGAUAAGGAUCCUUACACAGUAUUUUAAGUUAAUUUUGGGUUACAUAGUUGAGUUCCACAAUUAUUAAGCACUUAUUGUGUAUCUGGCACAAUACUCAACGUUAGAGUAGAUCGUAUCAGGACUCAAGUGAGGGCUGACACUUCACCUCUCUUUUUACUUAAGACCUCUCUGCAUUUUUUUUUUUUUUUU
Choloepus didactylus (southern two-toed sloth) is the source of this 4013-nucleotide messenger RNA. RefSeq names its product serine and arginine rich splicing factor 10 (gene SRSF10). Lineage: Eukaryota; Metazoa; Chordata; Mammalia; Pilosa; Megalonychidae. The coding region runs from base 484 to 987 and encodes 167 amino acids. The transcript has 5 exons. Gene Ontology annotation, molecular function: RNA binding. The record is from RefSeq and is a predicted model, not a curated record.